Messenger RNA from Pseudozyma hubeiensis SY62, 4122 nucleotides. RefSeq lists its product as hypothetical. The transcript has a single exon. Gene Ontology annotation, biological process: protein folding in endoplasmic reticulum. Gene Ontology annotation, cellular component: cytoplasm; membrane. NCBI's taxonomy places the organism in Eukaryota, Fungi, Basidiomycota, Ustilaginomycetes, Ustilaginales, Ustilaginaceae. The coding region runs from base 1 to 4122 and encodes 1373 amino acids. The record is from RefSeq and is a predicted model, not a curated record.
AUGCUCUCCUGGCCGUUGGCACUGCUCGCGUCAGCUCAGUUCAUCGGACCAUCCCGCUCGCUUCUGGACUCGGGAGCACCUUCAAGGGGUGCAGAUGCUCCGUCGUCUGACGCAGAUUCCUCGAAAGGGGCUGAUCGAUCCUCAUCUCACAUCUUGCCAGCCGGAUCGCUUGUUGUGAAGGACGCAGAUCAAGUAAGCUUUCGUCCUGGAUGCAAGAGAUCGACCGACUUCUUCGACUCCGUAUGCAACCUACCUUCGGAUGGCUCAAACGUAGGAAGCCAAGCAAGGUCGAGCUUGCUUUCGCCAGCCGUCACUGCGGACCUGCUUGUCUGCGAGCUCCCACAGGUCGAACCGCUUAUUCGCGAGGAGCCCAGAGGUUCGGCAUCACAGAGGCCGACGAGUGCGACGUAUGCCGUUUCUGGAACGAUAGUGGUGCAAGGCACGGAUGGAAAGGAGCGUUCUGAAGGCGGGGGACUGCCAGAGCUGGCCGGUUCCGCCGGAUCCGACAAGAUCGCCGCGGAAACACCUGCCAACCAAGCACAUGCUUCGUACCCUGGUCCCGACGACGAGGGAUUCUGGAGACAGAGGGACGGAAGGCAUGAAUGGCAUCCAGCUCCGAGUCAAGCCACACAGCAAGCUCAGACUUCGGAUCCUUCCAACUCGAACGUCUUUCCUGCUUCGAAACAGGCCGAUGGUCCACCGUCGCCAGGUCAAGAUGCCUCUCGCCUGAGCGAGUACGACGCCUGGUCAGCUGAGCAGGAGCAAGGCGCGUUCCUGAGCUUCAACGAGUGGAAGAAGCGGCACGCUCAGGAUCCUUCCGAUCUUUCCCAACAAGCAAGCUCACAUACUGCGCCCACCAACGAUAAACACAGCAAUACGCACGCACGAUCCGCUUCGCCUGGUUCGGCGGCGCUUCCACAACAGACCGCACUCAAACAGGACGACUGGCCAAGCGAUGCGGAAACGCAACCGGGCCGAGAAGCGACUGCUCACAGGACACGCUCGAGCGAUGUCGGCCACUCGGCACCUCCGUCUCCGACCACGACUUCGGCGCCUAGCGACACUGAGGCGCGCGAUGCGCCCCUUUCGGAUCAUCCACCGAUGGAUGUGCCACAGUCAUCCGUUCCCAAGGCGGGACUCAGUGUCGCAGCUAGCGCGACCAGCUCGCAAUUGUCAAAGCUCCGACAUCGCUGGAAUUUCGCUUCUUUGGACUGCGCCGCCGUCGUGCACAGGACCAAUCCAGAGGCCAAAUUCGCGAGCUCCAUCCUCAGCGAAAAGAAGGAUCGCUACAUGCUCUCGCCAUGUCCGCGACCGGGUCGCAAGCAAAACGGCGCCAGUCAAUUCGUCAUUGUCGAGCUUUGCGAAGAGAUCAAGAUCGACACCCUUGUGCUAGCAAACUACGAGUUCUUCAGCAACAUGUUCAAGAAGUUCACCGUGACGGCGGCUCGCCAAUUGACUGGUCGGGAAAGCGACUGGACGCCGCUUGGCGCCUUCCGAGCUCGCAACGUCCGAGGACAGCAGGUCUUUCGUAUACCCUCUGCGCCACGCUCAGAAGCAUUCUUCCGCUACGUCCGCAUCGAUUUUCUCGAGCAUUUCGGCAGCGAGUAUUACUGCCCCGUCAGCCUACUACGCGUGUACGGGAUCACCGAGAUGGAGGAGUACAAAAGAGGGUUUGAAGAACACAGUGGCGAGCUCGAUCCCGCUUCCGAGAUCGGUGAGCCUGGACACGAGUCUGUCGACGCUGCGGAUCCGUCCCUGCUCACCUCGGCAGAUGCAACGCCUGUCGAGGCGCCAGUGGCUCGAGAGGCCAACUUCCCUUUGGACCCUCCUGGUCUCACAUCGCAGGACGAAGAUGUCUGGCGAAAACACGAGCAAGCCUUCCAGCGCAAGCUACAAAAUCAGACCGUCACCCACGAAGCUGCAGAGAUCGACAUUGGGGACACGUUCGUGGCUCAACUUGACAACGCAUCCUCGCAGCCAACACCAUCACAACUUCAAGUGGAACAACCCGGCAAGUUGGCCAUUCCUCACCCGCACGCCCAACGCGACGAUGGAGCAUCAUCAGAAGCUCGUGCAGAACAAUGUGCGCUCGAGGAUGAUCCAAAAAACCAAGCCCAAGCGCACGAUUUCUGCAUCCGACCUCGAGCGCAAACAAGCCCCUUUUACCAUGUCAAGCAUUUCCGCGCCGAUGCCAAGCACACCCAUCCACCACUUCUCGACACAACCGCAAAGCGAACCAAAGGCACAGAUGAUCAGCAAGCCAAGUCGCGCCCUGCCUCAGAUUCAGCUGAGUCCGAUGUCGAUCGGACACGGCGUGUAAACACGCAACGGCCCGGUGGAAGCAUGCCAAGCCAGCAGGCCAAUCCGGGCAGCGAGUCGGUCUAUCGAGCUAUCCACAGGCGGCUCAAUGCUCUCGAGUCCAACGCCACUCUGAGUCACAGCUACAUCGAGCACAGUGGACAAAUGCUGCGCGAGGUCUUUUCGCGCAUGGAACGACGGCAAGAGACGCGCAUGUCAGCCAUGCUGAGAGCCUUGAAUGCCAGCAAUUGGCACCAGAUCGAGUCACUGAAGAGGAGGCAGCAUGUGGAUUUGCAACGCACCAUCUUCGAAUUCGACGUCCACCGUCAACAGGCCGACAACGAGCGCCGAGCGCUGCUCCGUGAGGUCCAGAUCCUCGCCGAAGAGGUGCUCCUCGAGAAAAGGCUCUCCAUUGCGCAACUGAUCAUGCUGCUCAUUGUUUUCGUUUUCGUGGGUCUGACAAGAGGCUCAAGAACCGUGCCCCUCCUCCAUGCUGGCUUCAACAAGAUUGGACGCAGCUCGAAACGUCGAGAAGCUCAGAUCGAAACCAAGGCUGCGAUUCCUGCUUCGCCGAGCAGGGCUAUGCAUUCAGCUGGGCCAAGUCUCCAUCUUCGGCCAUCCAAAGCCUCUCCGUCUCGCGAGAACAGACGGGGCGAAUCACGCUCUGACGUCUCGGCCGCCGCGCCGAGGGCUCAAGACAUCAGUGCAAGCCCGAGGACCCCGGCACAGACGCAGAGGAGAGGGAGCACCAGCAAACAUCACGCCAGGAGCAUGGUGGGCCAUUCCGGAUUAGGUGGGGAGUCUCUCAUUGGCUUGCUUUCGCAUCCGCGAAGCAAGAGUCGUCUCGUCACGCUGUUGGAGACUCUGGACGCUUUGGACCGCGUAGCAGAUCGUCGUCGCUUCGCCAAAGUCUCAUCACGUUCGAAGAUGGCCACGACUCGUCACAGAUGGCAAAGCAAGGUCGCCGCUCCGUCCGCAGCAUCGCAUCCGAGAGCCGAGCUCGGACUGUCGCCGUCUUCAGACAGGAUCAGACGCACCCCACGCUCUUAUCGACCAACGAAUGCCAACAAAGAGGAGCAAGGAUUCGCCCAUGGGCAACGACACAGUACACCUGGACGAGAUAAGAAGAACGGAUCGAAUGCGAUCGAUGACAUUGCGGGAAUGUCUUCAGACUGGACAGAGCGAUCCGAGAAUGGAGAGGCGUCCGAAAACGCUGCGUAUACGUCGGAAGACGAGGACAAGGUGAUCCGUGCGGCAAAGUCAGAUCUGAUCAAUUUGGACCCUACGGAGGACUUCACCGUCGACCAAACGUCGAAUCGACCGAAGGAGAGACACGACGUACAAGAGGCCGGCAAAGGGCACCCGAUCACUGCAGCCAGCGAAGUCGUCUCUGCUACCUCAAUCCCGCCAGCCGCUGCUCCGGAUCCGUUCGUUCCUUCUGCCCAGCCUGAAAGGCAUGCGAGUAUUGCGAAAACAGACGGUCAUUUGUCGAGCUCAGAUUCAGAAUCCGAGGGAGGCGCGUGGCAUCGAGUGCUGCCCCGACGCAUCGGCCACAGCAACAGUUUACGCAGAUCCAGACAGGCUACGAUCGAUGGCAAGACACAGAAGGUAGAAGGCGAGGCGAGAGUCAACACCAACCCGGAGGCGACAGAGCGGCGGGGAAGUCCGCGUCCUUCGUCGACUCAUGGCAGUGGUUUCAAGUCACAGAAGCCUGCGUUGAGCAGGUUUUUUCGAUCCGGCACGCCUGAACAGUGGCGUUCAGGGUCGCCACAGAAUGGCCGCAGCGGCACGCCGGACACGAUUCGAGAUUUGCGGCCCACAUGA